Adineta ricciae is the source of this 558-nucleotide messenger RNA. The record is from the annotation of a GenBank genome assembly. NCBI's taxonomy places the organism in Eukaryota, Metazoa, Rotifera, Eurotatoria, Adinetida, Adinetidae.
AUGAAUCGUCAACAAAUUGCAGAACAACUAAAACACAUGAUAAGCAGUCUACCAGCAAAACUACAAGAACGUUUUGAAAAUGAUGAUCUUAUUGAACAUUUGAUCACUGUCUCGCUCGACAGAAAUGUCAUCGAUAUUAUCAAUAGUUUACAAGAAACACAGGAACGAACAGAAAAAACUUUGUUCAAUGAACGACAGAAAUUAGUUCAGAAAGCAAAAGAACAAGAAAUGGAUCUCGUUCGGAGACAUGCCGAAGAUGAAGCUCGCUGUGCCGACCGGCCACAACAUCUAAGUCUUCUUCAAUCUGCAAAUAAAAGCGAAUUUGAAACGUUUGUGAAACGAAUAGCCGACGAACAACAACGGUUCGACAUGAAAAUCAUCUUAGAUCUUGAUCAGAAGAUGUUAGAACAGCAAACGCGAUUAGAGAAAGCUGGUGUGUCAUGUAUGCACGCAACGAAUAAGCCACCAGACGUCCGUUUACAAAUGUUUAUCAUUGAAUUUAUUCAGCACAUCGCAAAACAGCAACAGAGUCCAUCUAGAACAGAAAAUUCUAUUUAG